CUACUUGCAGGCUGAAUAAGGACUAAGAAUGUUACUUGCAGGUUGAAUAAGGACUAAGAAUUGGGUAGUAUCACGCACAAAGAAAAAAAAGGUUCAUCAACGCAUGCGGAUCUCAUUUAUAAUAAACACGAUACAAAUAAUGGUGGAAAGAAACCCGCCCCGGUAUAGAAUAUCUUCACGUGACGGGAGCUUAAUUCAAGCCGAACGAUCUCCCAUUUCGUGCUCAACCGAAACGCAGAGUGCAAGCACACAGACAGAGCGGGAGAAGCUAAAAAUGGCGAACGCAAUUCGGUUUUUUGAGUUGAACACCGGCGCCAAGAUUCCUUCCGUCGGCUUGGGCACAUAUCGCGCCGAUACUCAUGUCGUCAGCGACGUCAUCGCCGCCGCAAUUAAGAUUGGGUAUCGUCAUAUUGAUUGUGCUCAGAUGUAUGGAAAUGAGAAGGAGAUUGGUGAUGCUCUGAAAAAGCUGUUUAAUGACGGUGUAGUGAAGCGUGAGGACAUAUGGAUCACCUCCAAACUCUGGUGUAGUGAUCAUGAACCAGAAGAUGUACCAAAGGCAUUUGACAAGACUUUGCAAGACUUGCAACUUGACUAUCUGGAUCUUUAUCUUGUGCACUGGCCAGUGAGCAUGAAGAAAGGGUCAGUUGGCUCUGAUCCUCACAACCUAACCCAACCUAAUAUACCCAGUACAUGGAAAGCAAUGGAGGCACUCUUUGAUUCUGGCAAGGCCAGGGCCAUUGGAGUCUGCAAUUUCUCUUCAAAGAAGCUCGGAGAUCUGUUGGAGGUGGCACGAAUACCUCCUGCAGUUAAUCAAGUGGAAUUGCACCCUCACUGGCAGCAACUAAAGCUGCACGCUUUCUGUAAAUCCAAGGGAAUUCACUUAACUGGAUUUGCACCAUUGGCGAGGAACAAGGUCCUUACGAAUCCUAUUGUGAAUUUGGUGGCAGAAAAAUUGGGCAAGACUACUGCCCAAGUGACUCUUCGGUGGGGGCUGCAAAUGGGCCACAGUCUAGUGCCUAAAAGCACAAAUCCAGAAAGGAUACGGGAAAAUUUUGAUAUUUUCGAUUGGUCUAUACCUGAAGACUUGUUUGCCAAGUUUUCUGAAAUUAAUCAGGAGAGGCUUAUCAAAGGUACUGGUUUCGUGCAUGAGACUCUGGGUGCAUAUAGGACCGUGGAAGAACUAUGGGACGGCGAGUAAUGAGCAGAACCUUGAUGUUAGGAAUGUCUUCAGUAUAGUAAGUCGGGGAGGAUUAUGCUGUACCUGAAGAUAUUGCCGAAGGUCGAAAAUGUUGCAUCUGUUAGGUGUUGAAAUGGUGGAACUGUUCACUGUUGCUUGUUCAAUUUUCUUUCCAAACAUGCUUUUUUUCUCAUGUCUGUACAAUGUUACAGAAACCAACUUGUGGUGGUCCGAUUUCUCUGCCUUGCCUUAACAAUGGCUCGCCUUGCCUUAACAAUGGCUCGCAUAGUCUUUCACAAUCACGUUUGCUCCUUUUGCAAAAAAGGAGCCUAGGGGUGAAAAUCAAGGUGCAAAAAACAUUGGCCAUUUCUAUAGGAAAUUAGGAAUGUAUUCAUGAUUGUUUUGUGACCAAACAGCGAUUUUUCUUCAA
Malus domestica (apple) is the source of this 1607-nucleotide messenger RNA. The record is from RefSeq and is a predicted model, not a curated record. Lineage: Eukaryota; Viridiplantae; Streptophyta; Magnoliopsida; Rosales; Rosaceae.